Trichoderma atroviride IMI 206040 is the source of this 1984-nucleotide messenger RNA. RefSeq lists its product as uncharacterized. The record is from RefSeq and is a predicted model, not a curated record. Gene Ontology annotation, biological process: proteolysis. Gene Ontology annotation, molecular function: aspartic-type endopeptidase activity. NCBI's taxonomy places the organism in Eukaryota, Fungi, Ascomycota, Sordariomycetes, Hypocreales, Hypocreaceae.
GCUCUUUUCCCUUGUUAAAAGUCAUCUAUCACUGUAUAUCUUUUUGGCAUUGUCCUAUUAUACCCAUUAUCUUGACCCCCACAUACAUUUAUAUUACCUACCACUCAGGAGACGCUCGACGCCCAUCCCCUGAGCCCUGUGAUAUACGAUUGAAGGAUUAUUGCGGGAAAAAAAAAAAACAUUUUCAUCUCACCUUAUCGAACCGGAGUAUUCUAUAAAUUUGCAUCAUGAAGGCCUCACCCCUGGCCGCUGCCGGCGUAGCCCUGGCUUCUACUGCCCAGGCACAAGUCGUCCAGUUCGACAUCCAGAAGCGAGACGGGCCGAACCUGAGAGAUCUAGGCCGCCGGGCUGCAACCAUCAACGGCGUUCUUUCAAACCAGCAGAUCCAGGGCGGAUACUUCCUCAACGUCGAGGUUGGAACACCCCCUCAGAACAUUACCCUUCAGCUGGACACAGGCAGUAGUGAUGUCUGGGUACCUUCUUCAAGCGCCGACAUCUGUACCCAGGUCUCUCAGAGGAAUCCUGGCUGCACCUUUGGAAGCUUUGACUCUGAUAAGUCCACUAGCUUGAGAACUGUUGGAAAGGACGAAUUCGAUAUUACCUAUGUCGACAACUCAUUUUCCAAGGGCGACUACAUCCAAGACGACUUCCACAUCGGUGGCGUGACUGUCUCCAAUCUAACCAUGGGCCUUGGCCUGGACUCAUCCAUCGCCAAUGGCCUCAUCGGAGUCGGCUAUAUCAACGACGAGGCUUCUCUCAGCACAAUACGAUCCACCUACCCGAACCUUCCGGUUGUCUUACAACAGGAGAAGCUAAUCAACACCGUCGCCUACAGUCUGUGGCUAAACGACCUUGAUGCCAGCGCGGGCUCCAUCCUAUUUGGCGGUAUCGACACGGAAAAGUACCAGGGCGAUCUCACAAAAAUCAACAUUCAACGUGCUGACAACAGCAAUGUCUUCACCGAGUUUGCGGUCGAGCUCUUUGAGGUGCAAGCCACAAGCCCUUCUGGAACCGAUACGCUCAGCACGAGUGUGGACUCUCUGGUCGCCGUUCUGGACUCGGGAACGACUCUGACCUAUCUGCCGCAGGACAUGGCCGAGCAGGCAUGGAAGGAAGUGGGCGCCAGCUUCAACGAGGAAUUCGGCUUGGCUGUUGUCCCCUGCUCAAUCCGAAAUGUCAAUGGACACUUCUCUUUCACUUUUGCUGGUGCCGACGGCCCCAAGAUCAACGUCACCAUGGCCGAGCUUGCCCUCGACCUCUUUAGCGGCGGCCCUCAGCCCAAGUUUUCCUCGGGACCCAACCAGGGUCAGUCUGUUUGCGAAUUUGGCAUCCAGAACACGACUGGCUCCCCUUUCUUGCUGGGCGAUACUUUCCUCCGCUCUGCGUUUGUUGUCUACGACCUGGUCAACAACGAGAUUGCCAUUGCUCCGACAAACUUCAACUCCACAAAGACCAACGUUGUUGCUUUCGCCAGCAGUGGCGCUCCUAUCCCGUCCGCCACCAGCGCCCCCAACCAGAGCAAAUCUGGCCCCUCCUCAGGAACGGGCGGCAUGUCUGCUGCUAGUGGCUUCCAGGAUAGCGACAACGCUGCGCCUUAUACGAGCGCCUUUUCCGGCCCUGGAGCAAUUAUCGUCGGCAUGACCAUCGGCUACACUCUCCUUGGAGGCGCUAUUUUCGGCGCUGGCUGGCUGUAAAUCUACAUACCUAGCCAUACAAUCUCUUCGACACGCUCUACCCACCUAGUAGUGCUUUUAAUGACUUUUUGACAUGAUUCAGGGCGUAAUUGGCAUAAUAGGGAUUUUUCAUUUUUCAUUUUUUUCAAUACUAGCAAGCACCGCUGGAGUUGAGGAGGCCGGCUUCUCGAUCAUUCGCUACAAAAAAACGAGCGUUCAUAUACCUGAGGUACAUAAGUGCACAUAGACCUGCAGCUUAGACUAAACAUGUCUUAUAAAAAUCAAAAUCAUUAUUAUUAUCCUUCUACAAC